This is a messenger RNA of Colossoma macropomum (tambaqui), 3110 nucleotides long. It is a transcript of the gene rab7a, whose product is annotated as RAB7a, member RAS oncogene family. The transcript is spliced from 7 exons. Lineage: Eukaryota; Metazoa; Chordata; Actinopteri; Characiformes; Serrasalmidae. Gene Ontology annotation, molecular function: GTP binding; GTPase activity. Gene Ontology annotation, cellular component: late endosome; lysosome; phagocytic vesicle. The record is from RefSeq and is a predicted model, not a curated record. Gene Ontology annotation, biological process: endosome to lysosome transport; phagosome-lysosome fusion. Bases 399 to 1022 code for a protein of 207 amino acids.
UGACUUUUGAGGGGGUAAUGGAGAGCAAGAACACAUGACCGGUUUGAGAUUUAGAGCAGGAACAUGAGUGGUUCCUACACAAUGGGUUUCUAUUUAAUGACUGUCAGAGCUGCGUCAUAGUAGCAGUAGUAGUAGUAGUAGUUUUAUGGCAGAUACCAUUAGAUAUUUUUAUAGUAAAAAAUUCAUCAAAACUAAUGCUAGCAAGUUCCAAAGCAGUGCCACGGGUACUCUAGAACAAGCUCCACGUUUACUGACGGAGAACAUGGUUAAGCUGGCUUCAUUUGGUUUCCAGUGAAAGGGUGAUGUAAUAUGGUGUUUUUGUUCGGCUAAGGUGUUUACCCGUCUUCACCUGCUCCUCAGCUGCAAAGCCAACAGUUUCUAGACCAAGCUGUGACACAAUGACAUCGAGGAAGAAAGUUCUACUGAAAGUGAUCAUCCUCGGAGACUCAGGAGUGGGGAAGACUUCUCUGAUGAACCAGUAUGUGAACAAGAAGUUUAGCAAUCAGUACAAAGCCACAAUAGGAGCCGAUUUCCUGACGAAAGAGGUGAUGGUGGACGACCGGCUCGUCACAAUGCAGAUUUGGGACACGGCGGGUCAGGAGCGUUUUCAGUCUCUGGGCGUGGCGUUCUAUCGUGGCGCCGACUGCUGUGUGCUUGUCUUUGACGUGACAGCGCCCAACACCUUCAAGACGCUGGACAGCUGGAGGGACGAGUUCCUGAUCCAGGCCAGCCCGCGUGACCCAGAAAACUUUCCCUUCGUGGUGCUUGGCAACAAAAUCGACCUGGAGAAUAGGCAGGUAACCACCAAGAGGGCACAAGCCUGGUGCCAGAGCAAGAACAACAUCCCCUACUUUGAGACCAGCGCCAAAGAGGCCAUCAACGUAGAACAGGCUUUCCAGACUAUUGCACGCAACGCACUGAAACAGGAAACUGAAGUGGAGUUGUACAACGAGUUCCCAGAACCUAUCAAGCUGGACCGGAACGAGAGAGCCAAGCCCUCUGCAGAAACCUGCAGCUGCUGAAGACCUCCAGGGGGCGCUACUGACCACCCUUACCCUCUCUGGCCUUGUUUCCUCCUCACCACCCUCUUUUUCCACAGUCCCUCUUUACGUAUUCCUCCGUCGCUCUCUCUCUCUCUCUCUCACACACACGCUCUUAUUCUCUCUCUCUCUCUCCCCCUCUCUCUUUUCCCCAAUGUAAUCACUGGCCUUCAUAGAGCAAGCAGGCUUCCUCUCCUAGAAUAUCCCCUAUACAAAUUGCACUCACGACCAUAGACACACGUAUACACACCACGAAACGCGCGCACUCACACACUCAAAAGUGCUCAAAGAGGCUCUGUCUGAAGCCCAAAGAAAUAAUUUCAAACAAAUUUUGGUACACAAGUGUUUCCAGGCCCUCGGUAUUAGCUCUUUUAACCUUAAUCUUGUCACAGAGUCCUAACACCUUUCACAGGAUCCCUUAGAAUCCCUUCAGUUCCUGUCGGACACAUGCACACCCUCACACACUGUUAACCCUGAAACUCUCACAGCACUUGAAAUGGUUUCUGAGACUUUUUAUAUGAACCCACCAUGUAACUGGAAUCUGUAAGAUCGAUGGGGCUGUGUAAUAUAAUCGGUGUAUUAAAAGCUCUGUGUUGGUAUCAGAACUGUCUGCUCUUUCUCAAACUGGUUCGACGGGCGGCUCUACGCGCGACGCCGGAUGGCGCCAACAAAGCAAAGCUGUUUAUGUGCUUUGUUUGCUUUACUUUAGCGUAAAACCUUCUCGCAGUCGUGCUUGAUCUGAGGCCCACACGUGUAAAGAAGUGUCAGAGUGAGGGAGGGAGGAAAACUGACUCUGGAUCAGCAGUUUAUCUCUUAAAAAGGGAAUUCCACAGGUUUUUCAGAAUUCGGUGUUUGGGAUGUAAACAAAAGUCGUUCAUGGUGGUUUGAGGAAAUGGUGCAUUGUAGACAAACCACUAAUAUCUUUACAGUGGUGGUGAUGCGAAUGAGGGGUCGCAAGAUUUUAUUUACUAUCCAAAACCACCAUUUGUAAUGUUGAAAAUGGUAAAAUAGUGUUAAAUCUGGAAAAAAAUAUUUCUUUUGGUGCUGUUUUGCCUCAAGAAAUGCAAAUAUGCAUGUACCACUCAAUGUAUUUUUAAGGCCAGAACCUUCUUAAAUCUAUCAUAAAACAAUGUCUCAGGCAUCUGGUGGUGCAUCGGUAAUUAUUUCAUGUAAUAAGGAAUGUAAUGAGGGAGAUUUUAGAGGCAUUAAACUCUUCAGACGUCUGGUUCCUAUCACCACCACUGUGAACAAGUCUGAAACUUAGUCUCUGUAGGACAGGGCAUUUCACAUCAAACCACCCUGAAUGGCUUUGUUUACAUAUUAACCAAUUAUGUAGAUUUUGGUGGAAUUCCCCUUCGAUGGCUUUACUCUGAAGCAUAUGAGCCGCAUCUACUUUGAACACUGCCCCCUAGUGCAUGACCAAGUAUACACCAACACCCAAAUCCCUCACAUGCACAGAGGGCUUCAUGAGCCUGCAUACAAGAUGAGAAAGUCGAACCAAGCAACUAGGCAAUCGUGUAGUCAGGGAUGGGGGGUGCUCUGGUAUCUUUUUGAGUAAGAAGUUCAGUCACUAAAGUCAGUGCAACAGUGACAUUUAGUCUAAUUCAGUAGUGUUUUCUUUCUUUUCCAAAUCGUUGACCCUGUGGUCAGCAGGACUUUUUGCAAUUACUGCGAAUUUAUCCGAUUAGUGACGCAAGCCAACUUCCUGCCUGUUUGUUUUUUUUCCAUAUUUCGCUCCAUCUCUGCUAGCGGCUCAGGAUAGAGAAGAAGUAAGCUUGGUAUCACUCGGAUAUUUUACUAUCUGUUUAUUCAAUAUUAUUAUUAUUAUUAUUAUUAUUAUUAUUAAUAAUAAUAUUAUCAUUACUAUUAUUAUGAUUUUGUAUUGUUAUUAUUAACUGACCUAAAUAGGUGGACAAAAACAAAUUCACACACACAAAUAGGCAACAAUGGGGAGAAGUGAAGCAUUCAUCAUAAUUAAUGAAACAUUUAUUACAGCACAGCAUAUACAUCGUUUGAAAAUAAAUGUAUUUCAAAGUAAUAAUGAAAAUAAAAAAAAACUUGUUGAAUAAA